Molecule: messenger RNA, 2409 nt
Organism: Hipposideros armiger (great roundleaf bat)
Lineage: Eukaryota; Metazoa; Chordata; Mammalia; Chiroptera; Hipposideridae
Gene: TNFRSF11B
Product: TNF receptor superfamily member 11b
Exons: 5
Coding region: 368-1573 (401 amino acids)
Biological process (GO): signal transduction
Molecular function (GO): protein binding
Source: RefSeq, a predicted model, not a curated record
CCUCAGAGCCUCGCAGAGACAGGAGUCCCUUGUCCGAAGCCCAAAGGCCUUUUCCCCGCUUCAGGGGCCUGACACCCCCUCGCCCCACCCUUCACUGCCCAUCUCUCCCGGCGAUUUUUUCCAUCCCUGGCUCUGAAAGUGUUAACCCCGGGGCUGUUUUGUAUUGUCCACCGCUCCCGCCCAAAGAUCCUAAAAAAAGGUGUCAAGUUUGGGUCCAGAUAGGGAACGGACGAUCAAAGCCAAGCCGGUACUUCCUGUCGCCCGGGGGCUAUAUAUAACGUGAUGACUGCACGGGCUGCGGACAGAGACGCACUGGAGCGCUCGCCCCGCCGCCGCCUCCCAGCGCCUGAGGUUUCCCGGGACCACAAUGAACAAGCUGCUGUGCUGCGCGCUCGUGUUCCUGGAUGUCUCUAUUAAAUGGACCACCCAGGAAACAUUUCCUCCGAAGUACCUUCAUUAUGACCCAGAAACCUCUCGUCAGCUACUGUGUGACAAAUGCCCUCCCGGCACCUACCUAAAGCAACACUGUACAGCAAGGUGGAAGACCGUGUGUGCCCCGUGUCCUGACAACCACUACACAGACACCUGGCACACCAGUGAUGAGUGUCUGUACUGCAGCUCCGUGUGCAAGGAGCUCCAGUAUGUCAAGCAGAGCUGCAACCGUACCCAGAACCUCAAGUGCGAAUGCGAAGAAGGGCGCUACCUCGAGGUCGAGUUCUGCCUGAAGCACCGGAGCUGCCCCCCUGGGUUUGGAGUGCUACAUGCAGGAACCCCAGAGCGAAACACAGUUUGCAAAAGAUGUCCAGAUGGGUUCUUCUCGAAUGAGACAUCAUCUAAAGCACCCUGUAGAAAACACACAAACUGCAGUGCAUUCGGUCUCCUUCUAACUCAGAAAGGAAAUGCAACGCAUGACAAUGUAUGUUCUGGAAACAGUGAAUCAACUCACAAAUGUGGAAUAGAUGUCACCCUAUGUGAGGAAGCAUUCUUCCGGUUCGCUGUGCCUACCAAGUUCACCCCUAACUGGCUCAGUGUCCUGGUAGAUAACCUGCCCGGCACCAAAGUCAAUGCAGAGAGCCUGGAGAGGAUAAAGCGGCGACACAACUCACAAGAACAGACUUUCCAGCUGCUGAAGUUAUGGAAACAUCAAAACAAAGACCAGGAUAUGGUCAAGAAGAUCAUCCAAGAUAUCGACCUCUGUGAAAACAGCGUGCAGAGGCACAUCGGGCACACAAAUCUCACCUUCGAACAGCUCUGCAGCUUGAUGGAAAGCUUGCCAGGGAAGAAAGUCACGACAGAAGACAUUGAACAAACAAUGAAGGCAUGCAAAUCGAGUGAGCAGUUACUGAAAUUGCUCAGCCUGUGGAGAAUAAAAAACGGUGACCAGGACACUCUGAAGGGCCUGAUGCAUGCACUAAAGCACUUGAAAACAUACCACUUUCCCAAAACUGUCACUCAGAGCCUGAAGAAGACCAUCAGGUUCCUUCACAGCUUCACGAUGUACAGAUUGUAUCAGAAGCUAUUUUUAGAAAUGAUAGGGAACCAGGUCCAAUCAGUAAAAGUAAGCUGCUUAUAACCGGAAAUGGUCACUGGGCUGUUUCCUCACAAUGGACCAGAUCCGAUGGAUGAGUUAAACUGUUUCUCAGGCACUUGAGGGGGGGGUAAAAUGAUUUCUUUCUCAUCACCAAGGACUAGAUUUGGCCCCAGGGCAUGGAAGGAAACUAUGGAAGUUGUGGAGAAAGAAUUAACUUCUCCCCAAAAAGUUCAAUAAACCCCAAAUAGUUUAUCCAACUGUCAGAUCUGGUCCAGUAUCUACUGACUAUAUUUUCCCUUAUUACUGUUUUCAGUAAUUCAACUGGAAAUAAGAAACUAGACUCUAUUGUGCCUUACUAAAUAUGGGAAUGUCUAACUUAAAUAGCUUUGAGAUUUCAGCUGUCUAGAGCUUUCAUUAGAAAGCCAUAUUUUUUUUCUGUAAAAGUACUAAUAUAUCUACAACACUAUUACAGUAUUUGCUAUUUAUAUUCCUUCAGAUAUAAGGUUUGUACAUAUUAUCAUCCUAAAAGGAAACUGUGUAAGACUUAAUUUUAGAAAGGGAACAAAUAUAUUCUGUUUAUUAUUAUGACAAAUGAAAGAGAUAAAAUAUAUUUUUAAUGAUAAGUUUGUAGCAUUUCCUAAUAGGUACUGCCAUUCUUGCUGUGUGGAGUGUUGUUUUUAUAAUAUAAUUUUACCUAUAUAAGCUAUAAUAUCAUUUUAUAGAAAGUACAUUAUUUAGUCAAUUGUUUAAUGUUGGAAACUGUAUGAAAUAUAAAUUAUCUGAAUAUUAGAUGCGCUGAGAAAUUGAAUGUACCUUAUUUAAAAGAUUUUAUGUUUUUAUUAUGUAAACAACAUCAUUAAAGUUUUCUAAUUAUUUUU